CUUGAAGUAACCCGAUGAAGCUGCAAAUGAAUUGAACUAGAGCAAAUUUCCAGCCUGAAAUCGAUACACCUGGUCUUCAUCUUCUUCAUCUCUUGCGCUGAACAUUGAUGGCAGUGGUUCUCGACAGAAGCUCCCUGUGGUAGACUUACAAAGCUGUCAAGAGGUCUUCCACCAUUCUUUUUUUCUUUUUUUCCUCAAUAUAAAAAAAACCACAACACCUGUUUGUCUCCCCCCCAUAAGUUGGGUCUGCACGUUAGGCACGAAUGCGUCUUGUCGACCUUGAGGAAUGGCGAGUCAUACAGACAAUCCAGCCACGCCUCCUAAAGGCAGUUCAGCACAAAAUAGAAGAAAGAGGCAUAAGUGAAGUUAUGCCGCACGCCGCCCAAUACGAUUUUCUCCGCUACGAGCUCCAGAAGCUCGUUCUUUCACCAACUAGUCCAGACAUGGACCAAGAAAUAAUCCAUCACUUCAAAAAGGAAAUCAUUGAGCUUUUCAAAAAGAUUUAUCCAGUUCUGUUGCAAAUUUUGCCCGAUGACCUCUCCCUCUUGUAUAUUCAGAAUCUUCUUGGCUUACAGGCAUUUGGCGACAAAAGUGAAAUGGGACGCGCCAGAGCUGACUUAACUUCGCUCGAGUUGCUGUCACUGAGCGAUACUAAGUUACUUCUCUCGGCACUUACAUCGUUCAACAAACACAUAGAAUCUAUAUUCCGGACUCAUCUCCGCGAAGCAACUCCAGCAGCAGAAAGCCCUAAACUCACUGGUAUAAUUCUUAAUGAAAAUAAGAGGGCACUGAUAGACGCACUUCUUGUGAGCUUGGAGCAACAUAUGGCUUGUUGCAAAAGACGAGAUCAACAUCAUAUGCUCCUGCAGGGAGCCGGACAAAGCUGGCACGCUGGAAUGAAUUCGUUCAUUUCCUUACUCCUAUCCUCUUGCAGAGAUCCUAUAGGAUGGCAAGAGAUUGAAUGUUUACCUGAUGAUGGACUAGUAGCUUGUCUCGAGGCGAGCAAAAGAAGGGAAAACUAAAACCCUUACAAAGUCUCUGCCAAGAUAUCGCGAUUGCACAGACUUAUAACGAUAUUCU
Trichoderma asperellum CBS 433.97 is the source of this 1080-nucleotide messenger RNA. Lineage: Eukaryota; Fungi; Ascomycota; Sordariomycetes; Hypocreales; Hypocreaceae. The record is from RefSeq and is a predicted model, not a curated record.